Fundulus heteroclitus (mummichog) is the source of this 2327-nucleotide messenger RNA. Its product is annotated as SPRY domain-containing SOCS box protein 2. Gene Ontology annotation, biological process: proteasome-mediated ubiquitin-dependent protein catabolic process. The record is from RefSeq and is a predicted model, not a curated record. Gene Ontology annotation, molecular function: protein binding. Lineage: Eukaryota; Metazoa; Chordata; Actinopteri; Cyprinodontiformes; Fundulidae. The transcript has 3 exons. Gene Ontology annotation, cellular component: SCF ubiquitin ligase complex. Bases 730 to 1605 code for a protein of 291 amino acids.
CAAGACGAACAUUACUGAAGCCCCUGACAUUGCAUUACAGACAAAAGCAUCAAAAUGUUUUACAUUACACAGAUGUGUCUUGUCAAAUUUGUCUUUGAUUUAAACUGUCUCCAAUGAUUAAAAAGUUAAGGCUUAAUGUCCGUUUUUGUUUAGCAUAAAUAAACCUUCGCCUGCAAGACUUUACGCGGGGCUUACGGACCCUUCGCUCCUCUUGGGCUAAUCUACGCGCUCCAAAAAUAAUGAGCCGCUUCGGGUUUUAUUUCAUUUUCCUCUUCUUGUUAGUGAAAAGCCCGAGUGUGAUUUUGUUCCUGUGUUUUGCCAUUUACGUUUACAUUCAUUACAGAACGCGUUAGAGGAGGGCGAAAAAAAAAAACCGAGCAUGGCUGAAUCAUGACAUCAACGCAGACGCACUGAUGGAGAUGUAGGUCGCCGCUUUCACCAUCCGUCUCAUCUGUUUACAAACACGUCACGGAUCCGUUGUCCUUGCGUCCACGGCUGGUAAAUGGCGUCACAUCCAAGUGAUGGACUGUGCUGUUCCCGUCCCGGAGGUCAACACCAAAAAGCAGGUCAGACGGGGGUGGUACCUCACCGGGCAGCGAUAAGACCUGCAGGGUGCUUGAUAAGAGAUCUCUAUAAAGCAGAGGAGCGCUGCUGUACACUCCCAAGUCCAGACAGAGGGUAGGAUUCAAACCAGCUGUUCUUCUCUUACACGCCGUCGCUUUCACCCUAAUGGGCCUCAUCCUGUCGGCCUGGCUGAGCGGCCGGGCGGCCGACAGCGUCCCCUCGUCCUCUGCGGUCUUCCUCCCGCUGGCCGUCCCCACCUCGUCCAGACUGGCGCUCACCCUGAGCUCCCCGGCGGUGUCCCCGGCGGACAGACGCUCGCGCUGGAGCUCGCACCACCGCUCUCCUCACUUCCGGCUCUCUCCCUGCAAGCAGCAAGCCACUCGCUCACCUGCCGAGCUCAGCAGCGACGGGGUCAGGGCCGAGGUGGGUGUGGAGAGCGGGCUCCAUGUGUGGGAGGUCACCUGGAGCCCUGAGCACAGGGGGAGUCACGCCGUCAUAGGAAUUUCGAGGCGGGACUGUCCUCUGCAGGACUCGGGUUAUAAAGUGCUGGUGGGUGGAGAUUCCCUGUCGUGGGGAUGGGAGCUUAAAUCCAAUCAGCUCUGGCAUGGUGGGAAAACUCUGGUGUGUUAUCCGCGUGAAAGGAGGAGAUUGCGCUCUCAGGCUGCAGAGGCCUUUAGAUCAAAAUCCCCAAACUCCCUACACAGGCAUGAGACAGAGACGCCGCUCCUUAUCCCUGAACGUGUCCAGCUGGUCCUGGAUGCCGAUGCGGGGACCCUGGGGUUUGCUGUCGGAGGGAGCUUCCUUGGCGUUGCAUUCAGGGACCUUCCUUCUGGGGUGGAACUGUUCCCAGCAGUAAGCAGUGUGAGGGGUGGAGCAAGGAUUGAAUUACGUUACUUGAACGGGACCACGCGUAAUCCUCCUGCUCUGAUGGCUCUGUGCGGACUCUCAAUUCUUCAAAACGUAGGCCAACAAAGGCAGAACCAAGUGGAUCAACUGCCUCUGCCACCUUUACUCCACCAUUACCUGCUUUCUUGUUUCUAAUUCCCUGCCAUAUUCAUAUGCAAACCUGAUUGCAUUCGCUUUUAAAUACACUGUAAAUAUAUGAAAUUUCCUGUGGUGAAAGAGUGUUGAUUCUUAUAUUAUUUAUUGCUAGUUUUUAUAUUUAAGUAACCCACUUUGGGAAAUGGCAUUACCCCAAUAGGCCUCCACACAAGCCUGAUAAGGACUCUUUCAGUUGCAAUCACAUGUAAAACGUCUGAAUGCAUGUUUCAUUUAAAGCAACUUUAAAGAUACGCAUAAUUUUUCCAGGUUGCAGAGCUAUCUUCUAAUUAUGAACAUGUUUCUGAAAUAUUAAACCACCCUCACUAGUUCUGACUGUACAUGCAAUGCUCUGCUGGAUGUUCUUAAAUAGUUGAAGUUGAUUUUAAUAUUCUGAAAACUGAAAAAAAAAAUACUUUUAAUGGUACUUGGAGUGUGCUGUCUUUGAGUACUCCAGAAAAUACAAGUUUUAUAUGAGUCAAAAGAAACGUCCAAUAGUUUGCCAUAAUGUGCUUUGUUAUUAUUUCAUAGCAUAUUUUUGUUAAUCACAUUAUAUUGAAACGACCGAAACUGAAAACUUCUUAUUUUCCUUAUUGUUUUCUGAAUCUGAUCAAAUUUACAUUUCCAGGUACAGUUAAGUGAAAAACAUUUCACACCCCUGGCAGAUUAAGACUUUCUUUCCACCAGCAAGUGUGUUUCUGGUGGGUAAAUUAGACAAGCAUUUC